AUUGUGUAGGAGAGCUGCAAAAAAAAAAGUUUUUCGUGUGUUCCAGAUGUGCGACAGGAUGAGAAUGUGAAUGAAAAGUAGCAGUGUCAAAGCUACAUUCGCUCUGCGCUCACCUCGUCACUCUCACUUCGCAGGAUCAAGAGAGAAUUACGUUGAGGGUCGUCGGAGUGCUUCUGGUGUCAUGAGUUUUGUCGAGAUGGAGAAGAUUCCAUGGACUGGUGGGCUGCGCUUUGUCUUUGAGGAGCGAAAGGAAAAUAGAAAUCUUGCCAAAGCGAGCGACAAUAAAACGAACUAAAUGUUUGAUGGGACGACAGUUUCUUUCUCUGCGACAUUUCAGGGCAUUCAUCCUGGGACAUCUCAGGGCAUUCAUCCUGGUACGAAAAUCAUGCCUUCCUCUCCGGCCGUGAGCCCGAGCGCGCGCGAUGCGCCACGUGGAGCAGCAGGGCAUCGUCAAGACAUAAGCCAGCCCAUGAUCGAAGAAGUCAUCAACCAGCAGAUCGACACCGGUCUGACGGAUAACCAAUCCAUCUCCACGACCGCCAACCUCGCGGGCAAUCUGAAACUCUCCGAAAUGCUGAAAAAGGACCAGGAGCGGCUGCACCAGACGAGCCAGGACCAGCAGCACAACCAGACCAUCUACCUGCAGCCGCAUUUGAACAAGCGGUUGGUUUUGAACCACAAGGGGUUUCAAGAACCGCCCAAAGAGUUGGACAAGUACGUGAAUUUGGCGCAUUUGGAUCUCUCCUUCAACGGCAUGUUCCGAUUGAAAAACCUGAACCGAUUGCAGGAACUUCUUUCCCUGCAGCUGCAGUCGAACUUGCUGGAAAGAAUCCAAAAUUUGGACUUCAACAAGAAGCUGCAGAAACUGAACCUCAGCUACAACAAGAUUGCGAAAAUCGAGGUAGACACCCUGCGACACCUGAAAUUCCUGAACAACCUGAACCUCAGCCACAACAAGUUGACCUGUUUCCCGGUGAGAAAAGUCAUGGACAAGGUGAACUCGAUUUUGGAGACAGUAGAGGAAGAUACGGUUCUUUUGGCCCCCGCGGGUGGGAUGAAUAAACCAUUCACAGGCUGCUCAUCCUCCUCCUCUUCAUCUUCAUCAUCUGCGUUAGGAGAUGACGAUUCCGCUGCAGAGCCAGUCGAUCAGGCCGAUUCCGAGGCUCCUCUCUCAGUUUCCGAGAACACGUUCUCUUCUGCGCCCACCAGAACUACCAUGGCGAUUGAGGAAGACACAGAGAACUUCGACAACGCUGUGGAGUUUGCGGAAGAGUUGCUGGCAGUGGCGAGGAACAGUGCUCUGACUAACCUGGACCUCUCCUGGAACGAGUUCAAGGACUUUGAAGUUCCAGACUGCUGCGAAUUUUUCCAGAAAUUUCCGAACUUGGAAGUGUUGUACUUCCACCGAAACCCGGGGCUGCGAUUCGUGACUAACUACCGGAGGCACAUGGUCCUGGCGCUGCCAAAGGUGCGGUAUCUCGACGAGGCACCGGUAUUAAAUCUACUAUGUUGUGAUGUAGGAGGACGAAUUUUUCAACGUGUAAAGUUAGAUUUUUUUCUACAGAAGUAAGGCUUCUACUCUGUCAUACACUUGGGUUUUUGAUGCAAGUAGACGUACGUGGUUUAUUACCGCAACACAAAUACAACCGCCGUGCAAUACCACCAGAUUUUCGACCGCGAGCGUGAGUUCGCCACGGCCUUCUUCAACGACGGCGGCCUGGCCGGGGAAAAGCGGGCGCGCGAUAAGUACAAGCAGGCCUUGCGGGAGGCGAAACCGACAGAGGAUUGGGACGACCGGAAGCAUUUUGUAACGGCCAGGAGGAACAAGGCGCUCGAGCGGAUUCGCGCCGAGGAGGACACAAAGCAGGAGAAGCACAGCCAGUACUACGAAUAUCUGAAGAAGCAGGAGAAGCGGGAGAAGGAAUUCGUCGAGAAACACCAGUCGCAAUGGGACAUGUGCAAUAACCCGUUUGGGGAGGGGGCGCAAGGAGCUGCAGAAGGUGGUCUCCGUGCAGGAAACGAUGCGGUGAUGUUGAAUGACGACGGAGAGGACGCGGAGGUAGUGAUUCUGUUCUUUCGUGAUUCAGCUUGUCAUUUUUUACGUUCGCUCGGCGGCUUGGUGCAUUCUGAUUUUCAUCGCAUCCAUGAAUGAUGUAGUAGUAGAAAGAUAGCUACGUUUCUCUUGUGCGUGGCAUUACUCAGUCUAAAAGAGAACAAAAAUCAACUAUACAAAGGUGGAUCUCUCCACCACCGUCGAAGACGAAGACCCUGUGGAGUUGGAGCGCCGCGCGACCUUCCGCUGCACAGACGCUCCCUCGUUGAAUCCCGAAGUGGGCGGUAUGGCCGAGGAGUUUGACAAGCAGGUGUCCUCCUGGGUGGAAAAGAAUAUUCCGGCGGAAACCGGAGCGGCGGCUUUUGGAAGGAUAAACCUGGUGUCGGGGGCAGGAGCUUCGACUUCUGCACCAACUACAAGCUCACGAACAACAAGCGCAACGUCAGCAGCACCAGCUGCAGUGGUGGCGAAAAGCAGGAACAACGCGAAUGAGCUUGACGAGCUGGAUUGAAUUUGAUUCAGGGUUUUUUGCAACUUUUGCACCCACAUGGAAUAUGACCGCCGCCUAAAAGAA
Molecule: messenger RNA, 2627 nt
Organism: Amoebophrya sp. A120
Lineage: Eukaryota; Dinophyceae; Syndiniales; Amoebophryaceae
Source: the annotation of a GenBank genome assembly